Messenger RNA from Haplochromis burtoni (Burton's mouthbrooder), 3672 nucleotides. Its product is annotated as GTPase IMAP family member 8. Bases 259 to 2001 code for a protein of 580 amino acids. The record is from RefSeq and is a predicted model, not a curated record. Lineage: Eukaryota; Metazoa; Chordata; Actinopteri; Cichliformes; Cichlidae. The transcript is spliced from 4 exons. Gene Ontology annotation, molecular function: GTP binding.
CUCCAAAGUAAAAUGUCAAAGAAAAUAUUUGUACUUAUACUAAGUCAAGAUCUUACAAAGAUAUUUUAAUGUGCUAAACGCAGUGAUCACAUGACGAAUAUAAAAUUGUGCUGUAACUAUAAACUGUAGAUGAACUACAACCAUUUGCCUUGUAGAUGUCAUGUCUCACAGCCAAAUAUGGCUUUCGCAGUAAGAGGAGCUCUCUUGAUAAACUAUGUGACACACAUCAUUAUCUAACCAUCAAAUGUAAUUUGAUGCAUGAGACUACUGAUUAGUUUACCUUGCGAUUCUGCAGGUGGUAAAACCCCACCAGCACAUUUAAGACUAGUGAUGGUUGGUGCUCAGUGGUCAGCUAAGAGCUCGGCUGGAAACACCAUUCUGAGGAAAAAGGCUUUUGCUGUUCAUCACAGAAGAACAACGAUGUCCUGUGAAAUUAAUCACGGCGUUCUGGGAGAAAGGAGACUCGCAGUGGUGGAUUCUCCUGGUUGGUUCUACAACCACACCCUUCAGGACACCUCUGAGACAGAUAAACAUGAAAUAGAGAACAGUGUGUACAUGUGCACUCCAGGACCCCACGCAGUGCUCCUCGUGGUCGGCCUGGCAUCUGCAUUUAAUACAUCCUACCACAGAGCAGUCCAGGAGCACAUGAGUCUGUUUAGGGAUGAUGUCUGGAAGCACACCAUUGUUCUGUUCACUAGAGGUGAUUGGCUGGGAGUGAAGACUGUGGAAGAACGUAUAGAGAGUGAGGAAGGUCUGCAGUGGCUGAUGAAGCAGUGUGGGAACAGGUACCACGUCCUGGACAACAUGAAGGAUAAUGAUGAGAUGCAGGUACAAGAUCUCCUGGAGAAGAUUGAAGAGAUGUGGGCAGGAAAUGAAAACUCACAUUAUGAAGUUGAUCUGGAUCGUGAAGCACAGCUGGAGGCCAGAAAAGAGGUUGAAGGAAAAUUAGCUAGGAGGAUCAGAAAGACCACUGAAAGACAAUCAAGAAUACUGGGAAAGUUAUUUGAAGGAGAGAGGCUGACAAUCACUGACCUGAGGAUUGUACUGCUUGGCAGAGAGGAAUCUGGGAAGAGUAUGGCAGGAAACAACAUCCUUUUUGAAGAGAUAUUUGAGAGAGUUUGGGUGAAGAAGGAAUUCGAGGACCGGAGAAGAACAGAAAAGUGUGUAAAGCAUGAAGGAAAUUUAGGUGGAAUAAAUGUUGCAGUCGUUGAGACUCCAGGCUGGCCUGCAGACACGACGGCUCCUGUCUGGCUAAAAGAAGAAGUUCUCCGCAGCGUCUCCAUGUGCGCUCCAGGCCCUCAUGUUUUUCUUUUGGUUGUUCCCAUUUCCAAAGCAUUCACAGAGGAAGACCACAAAGCACUGGUUGAGCUGUUGAUGCCCUUUGGAGAGAGAGUGUGGAGACAUUGCAUGGUGUUGUUCACCUGGGGAGACUGGCUGAAUGACAGACUCAUUGAGGAGCACAUUGCAGGAGAGGGGAAAAGCCUCCAGUGGCUGGUGGAAAACUGUGGGUACAGAUACCAUGUCCUCAACUGCCAUGGUUUGGGUUAUCAUUUUCCUGUCAAACUGCUCUUCCAAAAAAUCACUGACAUGAUCACACGGAACAAGGAACAAUGCUUCACUGCUGAAAGCAAACAAGGGAAAAAACACAAACUGCCCUGGCGAUCAAGACAGUCUGUGCUGACAGAAGAAGAGUGGAACAGGAGGGAGCAAGAGCUGAUAGACCGAAUGUUGAGAGCUGUUGUAAAUGAACCAGAAGAGCCAACACAACCAUUUGUGAAGCGAGGAGCCAGCUUGGAUGGAGUUUUCAUUCCAAGCAUGAGCGGAGACGCUCCCUCCGAGUUUGGGAACAUGUCAGAACUUUUUAAUCAAAGAGCACGUGCCAAAGUGUCUGAAUGGCUGAAGACCAGAGCUGGAAACUCUGAUGUCACCUCGGGGAUUGGCAGCAUGAGCGCCUCAGCCAGUCAUGUGGAUGAAAGUCCUCUGCCUGAUGAAAACGAUUAACCAGCAAGUUCUGUGAAACAUUAAAUAAUUUGAAAAUAAUAAUAAUAAUUUGAAUUCACACAUUCUUGUUAAAAACAGAAACACAUGAUAAUCUGAUCUUUUUUCCAAUAUCAGAAUCAGAGAGACUUUAUUUAUCCCGAAGGGGCAAUUAAGAUAAAUAUUAAAUAUUGUUUUUUGGAUUUAAUAGUGCAUGCCCAGCCACUUGGGUUGGCACACUGUAUUUUUAUGAAAAAAAUAAAGUCCUGCUAAUUUAAUAUUUACAUUUUUGUUCUCUUACUCUUAUCAUUUUUCACAAUAAAAUGGGGAAUUGACCCAUUUAAAAACAAUGUUAAUGUUUGUAAAUAAAGAAAUAUUACAUUUAUUAAUCAUGUCAAUUCCCUGCACCUGUCACAGACAUGAAGGUCAAGUGUUGAACGUCAUAUUGACGUCCAGGUUGGGUCAUGGUUGGAUGUUCAAAUUGUGGACCAAGUUUGGACGUGUAUCGAUGCCCAGAAUUGGUCAUGGACCGAUGGACCUAAUACAGACAUGCUCUGCCCAUGUAUCUGACGUCCAAUGUUUUGUGGGUACAGGUUACGAAAUUUUCUCAAAGUAAAGCAAGUCAAAAUAAUCGUUGUAGUGGGAAAAGAAUCACAGCUCACGAACAUUUCUGUCACUUCAAUGUUCUGUUGUUGCUCUGAGGUUUACUGCUUUUUGUGGAUUUAAAUUAAUUAAAUUAAAAUAAUCUCUGCUACAUUUUAUGUAACCUAACUGUGACAUGAACACCAAAGCAACUGUGCACCAACACAGUGCAUUAUUGUAGAUUCAUCACAGUGACAAUCUAACAUGUUUAUCCUGCACUAAACUGCUGAGUGUUGUCAUGGAACAUCUGAAUAACAAAAACUAAGUACACACUUUGUUUUGUUUUGCUGGGUAUAUCACAAUAUAUAAAAAGCUGAACUUCACAUCAUACACAACCAAUAUCUUAUUUAAAAAAUAAACACAUUACAUGUAAGCUUCAAAUUUCCUUUUUAUCAAAUGUCCCCGAGUAGUCCUUACCUUUAAAAAUAACCUCUCUUCUUCUUCUGUUCUGCCUUUCUCAUGUUUCCCCAUCUCUGAGUGAACAGCUCUCAUUUCUUUCUUCCCUGUGAAAUAAAACACCUGUACCUGUACCUGUGUGACACAGAAACAAUUUGUGUGUUUGCUGAUAUUUGUUGAGCUUACAUAAACACUGCAUUUGAAAUUAUCUGCCAUUAAAAAAAGAACAAACAAAAAACCUUCUUACUCCCUUUAUACUCGCUCCUCUUCUGUAGGGCUAGCUUAAUGCUGAAGUACUGCAAACACACUGCAUAAACUACCUUUUUGCCUCCUUCAUUCCUUUGUAUGCAAUAAGCACUGGUGAUGGAUACACCAGUAGAAUGGUCUUUAUAUAUCUUUGUUCUAUUUUGUUAGUCCCAUAUUUAUUGGUUUGAAGGCCCACAGUGGUUUGAAAUAAUACUUCCCCCAAAUGUGUUAAGUAACAAGCCUGUUUUGAAAGUGUAAAGAGUAGAAAGGUCAGAUAUUUUUGUAAAAAUUGAGUAAAAGUAAAAGGUUUCAGAAAAAUAAGUACUACAGAUACCAGAAUAUUGUAUUUAAUUACAGUAAUGAUGUUUUUGUCUGUGAAGGUUCUCAGUCAUCCAGGUCAUCGUAGUCAAA